AUGUCGACAUCAGCCUCUCUAGAACUGACCCAAAGCCUGUUAACCAGCGGGGCUAGAGCCGCUGGGAUAAUACUCUUACGAGCGAGUUACUUCCUCGCUAUUCCUCAACUUGCCCGCGACAUUCCUGGCGGAACUCCCAGUAUGCAUGGCGGUGACAGUGGUGCUCCUCUGGUUAUUUAUCGUACAAAUCCAGGAACCAGCCAGUUUCAAGAGUACCAACAGCUCAAUGUGCCUGGUGGCGAAGAUGCUGAAUUCUUCCAACUCGGUGACCGGACCUUUCUGGCUACAGCGAGCAUUCGUUCUGGGGCUGAUCCCACCUUCGACUAUAAUGUGGACUCGUGCAUCUUCGAGUGGGACGGCGAGAGGAUGGAAGAAUUCCAAUGUGUUCCCACUUGGGGCGGGAAGCAGUGGCACAGUUUCAAUCUCGCCGACCGUCAUUUCCUCGCCCUGGCUCAAGGGCAGGGUGAGACCGCUGAGCAGCCCAAGGCGCCGAUCACGAUCAACUCUACCAUCUUUGAAUGGAAUGGUGACAACUUUGAGCCAUUCCAGACUAUUCCCAUCUAUGAGUGGAAGGAAAAUAAAUUUGUUCCUUUCCAAGCUCUCGAUGGUGUGGGCGGAAGGGCUUUUGAAUUAGUCUCUGCCCAUGGACGCACACUACUGGCAUUUUCGCUUAUUGGUUCCGACAGCGUGGUCUACCAAUGGACAGGAGAAUCUUUCGAACACUAUCAAACCAUUGAAGGCAUCGGUGGUCGGGAGUUUGCUUUGAUCGAGGACAACAACACUUCAUACCUACUCCAUGUCAAGUUUCUUCAAGGAGAUUUGGAGAACCCCGAUACCUCCAUGACCUCCAUCAUCUACCGCGUCGAUCAAGACGGGUUGAAGGUCGCUGGUGACUUUGCUACGUUUGGCGGAACUGAUGUCUCAACAUUUAAGCAGGAUGGCAAGACGUUUGUUGUCACAUCAGAGAGCCUGGCGGAAGAUUUGAGAUUCCGUCAAGACUCUCACGUAUAUCAGUUUGUCACGCAAAAGUCGGAGGAGGCCGGUGACGCCAAGCGUUCGCUGUCACAAAGAAGCCAUGGCCGUUUCAAGAGGGAGGAUGCCUAUGUGGUUCCCGAGUUUAUGAGCCUGUUCUCUGCUUACACCGGAGGGCCCAGCGGUAUUGGCGCCAAAUUUAAGAACAUAUCUACCGAUGCUCAGGCAACCAAUCCCUUGCUGGUUGCUACCGACCAAUCCAUGGUGUUGUACCCCGGUAAUGGGGACGACCCCAUCGUUCUGGACUACCGACUUGGGGUCGCGGGUUUCAUUGAGCUGACAGCUGUUUCGCAUCUCGGUCCUGCUGUAGCUUCUCUGGCCGAGGUGUACGAGGCUCAGCCUGAAUCAAACGAGUGGAGAGAUCUAGCGAGGCAACUACUCAAUGCGACCCAAGCGGCACGCAAUGUUAACUCCGAGGCCCUGUGGAAGGACACACUCAAGAUCGAAGCAUUCCAGGGUCGUGAAAGCAAGAUUGCCGAAAUGAUAAACUAUGCCUGUGAUCUCACAUCGCGCCUACUCAAGGCUGUGCUCGCCGACCCUUCCAAGCUGAAUGCCAAAUUUGUACGAGAGAAUUACCUCAACGCAACAGGCGGAGAGUUCAACGCCGCGGUUCCAAUCAACAAAGUGAUGACGGCGACCUUUUUUCUCUCGGCACUUGAUGGGGCUACUCAAACCCACAAUGUACUCAAGGAUCAAGACAUUGACUGGACCAAGAUUAUGAUUUUGAUCAAUGGAAAGGCGGGCCGUGAGACGGCUGGCGUCGUCAUGAGUAGCAACACCCUGGCCCAGAUGUUCCUCAAAUCCAACCCCGAACUCACCCCCGACCGCAUCUACAUCGCCCCACACGGCACUGUGCCUAACACUACCGACAGGAGCGUCGAGCACCUGAGGAGUUACGAAACGGAGCUUCGUCGACUUUGGGCGGGCACUCGUGGCUACGUCGACUUGGCUGGCAAGAUGUUUGAGGGCUAUCCGGCUUACAGCGUUGCAGUAAGCACCCUUCCCGUUGUCAACUGGACGACCCCCAGCGUCAGCGAGCUGCCAGCCAUUUCUAGUCCAGAUGACUGGCUUGCUUUGACCACCAGAGUGCGCGUCACCCUCGAGGACCCGCGCCAGCCGUUGUCCGGAUCGAUUACGGACUACGCCACACAGCAAAUCUUUGAAGCUGGCUGGAACUCAACCAAGAUUGUUGUGCCUGGCUUGGAUAAUGUUGAUUACAAGACUGCUCAGGCCAACCUAUUCACAUAG
Clonostachys rhizophaga is the source of this 2280-nucleotide messenger RNA. Lineage: Eukaryota; Fungi; Ascomycota; Sordariomycetes; Hypocreales; Bionectriaceae. The record is from the annotation of a GenBank genome assembly.